Messenger RNA from Pangasianodon hypophthalmus (striped catfish), 4382 nucleotides. RefSeq names its product RecQ helicase-like 5 (gene recql5). Gene Ontology annotation, biological process: double-strand break repair via homologous recombination. Gene Ontology annotation, molecular function: four-way junction helicase activity; ATP binding; 3'-5' DNA helicase activity. Lineage: Eukaryota; Metazoa; Chordata; Actinopteri; Siluriformes; Pangasiidae. Gene Ontology annotation, cellular component: chromosome; cytoplasm. The record is from RefSeq and is a predicted model, not a curated record. Bases 68 to 3106 code for a protein of 1012 amino acids. The transcript has 19 exons.
GUCAUUUUCGUGCGACUCCUCGGCGGAGUGAAGUUGGCUGGCUGUGUGAGUCUGGUAGGAGACAGAGAUGACUGCUGUUGAGCGAGCUUUAAAAACCCAUUUUGGGUUUGAAAAGUUCCGAUCACAGCAGCAGGAGAAUGUCGUUAAAGCGGUGAUGAGAGGAGACAGGGAUGUGUUUGUGUGCAUGCCAACUGGGGCAGGGAAGUCUCUGUGCUACCAGCUUCCUGCAGUGCUGGCCACUGGCAUCACACUGGUCAUAUCUCCUCUGAUUGCACUUAUACAGGAUCAGAUAGAGCACCUUAAAGCACUAAACAUACCGGCAUGUUCCAUAAACUCGAAGCUUCCGUCUGAAGAGAGAAAGCAGAUCCUGGCUGACUUGCAUAGUGAAAAUCCUCGGCUCAAGCUGCUGUAUAUCACUCCUGAGAUGGUGGCUUCUCCGUCCUUCCAGCCUUGCCUGAGCUCGCUGUGCUCCCGUGGGUUGCUCACCUGCCUGGCGGUUGAUGAAGCCCACUGUGUCUCUCAGUGGGGUCAUGACUUCAGACCUGACUACCUGAAGCUGGGAGACCUGCGCUCCCGUCUUCCUGGAGUCCCCUGUGUGGCCCUGACAGCCACAGCACCCAAGCGGGUGCAGGAUGAUAUUGCACACUCGCUGAGGCUAAGAUCACCGCUCACUUUUUCCACUCCAGUGUUUCGGAAAAACCUGAAGUAUGAUGUGAUAUUUAGAGAUCUGCUGCCCGACUCAUAUGUUCAUCUACAUGCCUUUGCUAAGGAAGCACUCGGGGGAUGCUCAGCUGAUAAGGGAUGUGGAAUUGUAUACUGUCGCACAAGAGAGAGUUGUGAGGAUGUCGCACACAGAUUGACUAAGCUUGGGAUUACGGCUAGGCCCUACCAUGCAGGUCUGAAAGCAGGAGAUCGCACUAAUUCACAGGCUGAUUGGAUGGAAGGGAAGGUGCCUGUCAUUGUGGCCACUAUCAGCUUCGGGAUGGGUGUUGACAAGGCCAAUGUGAGGUUUGUAGCUCAUUGGAACUUGGCUAAGUCCUUGGCUAGUUAUUAUCAGGAAUCAGGACGUGCUGGCCGUGACGGCCUUCCGUCUUCUUGUCGAAUAUACUACUCUCCCAAAGACAGAGACCAACUCCGCUUUCUCAUCUGUAAAGAGAUCACUCGCAAACAGGAGAAACGAGGUUCGGAGAAAGAACAGGACAAAGCACCUCUGCUGGACUUUGAGGCCAUGGUUGCUUUCUGUGAACAAGAGGGAUGCAGACAUGCCACUAUAUCUAAGUUCUUCGGGGACCAGACACCCAACUGUGCCGGUGCCUGCGAUUACUGUCAAAACCCUAAACUUGUCCGUGCCCAACUGGAGAGAGCUGCUGCCCUUAGCACUAAGACCGGGCCAGCGCAGAGCUCUGAGAGCAGGGGACCUUUUGGCUUUGACCGCGAGCUCUAUGGAGGAGGGAAGAAAGGCUACGGCUUUGAGAGGUAUGAUGAGGAGUGGGAGGGCAGGGCUGAGGAUGACUCUGAGAAACGAAAAAAAGAGUUUGGGGAUCUGUUCAGGAAACAGAUGAGUCUGCGCAAGGGAUCAGGUGGCCCUAAAGAGACGUUUGCUUCACCAGCUCCAGAUGCUGACUGUCCAUUAAAGGAGGCAAGCAGUCAGAGAAUCCCAAGACUCACAGUGAAGGCACGAGAGCACUGUCUGUCUCUUCUCCAGGCAUCUCUGACUAACUGCAGAGGCACAACAGAUCAGCCAUGCAGCUCUGACCCACUUUCCAUGGCGGUUGAAAUAGAGCACGAAGUGUUCAGAUCUUGCAAGUCUGCAAACCUGUACAAGGCUGCAGUUCUCAAGAGAGUAGCAGAGCUUAAGAAGGACUCCGGUGAUGAUGUAGCGCCACCUGUGGACGAGGAUGGAGAAGCAUGCAGCUCCAGUAUCAGUGAAGAGAAAAGGAAGAUGAUGAAAGAAGAAGCAGCCUCUUCCUCUUCUUCCUCAUCUAUCCCUGAAGAUCAGCUGGGCUUUACGUCAGCCUCUCAGAUCUAUUCACUGAAGCGAAAGCGUGUGGGUGCGGGAUACCGCGGCUCCUCCACCCUCUUCCAGACUGCAUCAGAGUUUCUCAAGACUUCCAAGAAUGACACUCUAACAGCAGCGCCCAUGUCUCAAGAACCUGCUGAUAAUGAAGAAGAGCAGGAAGGAAAGACUGAGACAAAGAGAAGCAAAACAUCUCCAUCUGUCUCCUCAUCUUCAAGUAGCCCCAGCAAGAAAUUAGGCAAAGCCCUGAGCAAGAAACAGCAGAAAUUAGCAGAAGCAGCCAAGAACUCACACUGCAUCUCUCAGUACUUUGGGAAAAAGAUGAUGGACGAUACUCCAAAAAAUGGAGAGGCCACAGUCUUAGAACCUGAGGAAACAGAUGUCUGUGUGGAAACUCCACACAACUGCAAUGUUGUCUUGAAUACCAAUAACACUGAGACUCAACAUGAAUGUUCCACAGAUAUGGAAAGUACUAAAAAGAAUGCAAGGCCUGUGGAGAACCAGACUAUGGAUGUUACUGCCAUGGAUAUGAGCUCCGCUGAGGUAGAGAUGCGCAGGACUGAAGAGGCCAUGCAGGGCUUUGAGGAGAGAACAAUGCAAGAGGCUGAAGGGAAGAAGUCUCAGUCUGAUGCCAAAGUACAACCAGAAAAGCCGUGUGAGGACGGAGAGUCACACUCUCAUCCCCCCACCAAAUUCAGCCGUCCACCCGACAACAAGCGCAGGGUGACCUUUGACCCUGUGGUCCAAGAGAGAAAGAUGGAGGCAGACAGUGAUGCCAAUCAUGUGUCACUCCAGCCUGUGACUCUGAAAGAAGCAGCUGAUAUUGUUGUGAGAAUCUUGGAUCCUUUCUACAAAAAGGGCAAAUUUGCUACAAAGGACCUGUUCAAGUCAUUUGCACGCUUCCUCUCCCAUCUGCUUGUAGAAGGAAAAGCUAAGGAUCGAGUCAAAGUGAAAAUGGAGGCAAAGAGCUUAAUCAAGCGUUUCUUCAGCAGCAUCCAGCGCUGCGAAAACGAGACGGACUGGAAACACCUGCAAGAUGCAGCCAAACCCAAUGCAGCAAACAGAACUGCAGCACAGGAGGACAGAUAGAGCUUCCUGCUUUACCCUUUACCCCUUCUAGUCAAAACUACCCCUCUCUCAGGGACUGUAUGUUCAUAUCAGAGGCUGCUGCUUAUAUGAAGGCAACAUAUAUUUCAGCAACUGGCCCUCAUUUGCUCCUACUAGUGCACUUUGUUUUUUUUUUUAAUUUCAGUGCCAACAGGGCACAUUAGAUCCUAGCUGCUACUUUAGAUGCUGCUAUGUAUGAGGGAAUUUAUGAACAACAUUCAGACAUUUUGCAGAAGGUAAAAUACCAAAAAAAUAUUAAACAGCUCUGUUUUAGGCAGUUCCUAAUUUAUUAUUAGCUUUUCUUUGCUUUAGGCAAAAUGGAUGUCGUUUAUUUUUUCUGUGAUCACUCAUCGUAAAGGGUACGGACAUGAUACCUGAAUGACCUCCAUGCAAAAUGAAAAUAAAUAAUAUGCAUUCUUACAAGAAUGUGCAAACUACAUGAUCUGAAAUUAGUUUAAAGUCUUAAAAGGGCAUGAAUUUACUCCAAGUUCCUAUGAUCUACAAAUAACCUUUCAGUAUUACUUGGUCUGUAAAUUUACAUUCACCAUCCACUUUUAUUAGGAAAGCCUCCACAUUUAUGCAAUUAUCCAAUCAGCCAAUUAUGUGGCAGCAACGCAACGCAUAAAAUCUUGCAAGUCAAGAGCUUCAGUUAAUGUUCACAUCAAACAUUAGAAUGAGGAAGAAAUGUGAUCUCAGUGGCUGUUGUUGGUGCCAUACUGGGAUUUAUACACACAAUUACAGUUUACACAGAAUGGUGUGAAAACAAAACGUCCAGUGAGUGGGGAUCAUGGUGAGAUGAUGAGAGAGGUCAGGGGAGAAUGGCCACACUACUCGUGCUAACAGGAAGGCUACAGUAACUCAAAUAACCACUCUUUACAACAGUGGUGAGCAGAAAAGCAUCUCAGAACAUGCUGAACCUUGAGGCAGAUGGGCUAUAACAGCAGAAAACCAAAUCAGGUUCCACUCUUGUCAAACAUAAACAGUUAUCUGAGGCUACCGUGGGCACGGGCUCACCGAAACUGGGCGGAUGAACAUUGGAAAAAGAUCAUAUUGCAAUCUUCUACUGUCAUGGUUUGGUGAGCCUUUGCUCAUUGUAGCCUCAGUUUGACUGAUGCCUUCAUGUUUUUUAAAGCAUACUGUUGCUGCCACGUGAUUGGCUGAUUGGAUAGUUGCAUAAAUGUUCAAGUGUACUGGUUAAUCUGAGGCUAAUCCUAAUCCUUCAAACAUUCAUUUAUCUUCAGUUACCCUUUAUCCUAGC